ACGACCGACCCGGAAGUAAACUUGGACCCUUGAGCUCAUGAAAAGAAACCCGUUUACCCUCCUUUUCGACUGCCAUGUCAAGCUUUCACAAGACCUUGAUCAUUGACGGGAAAGGUCACCUUCAGGGCCGCUUGGCCUCGUUGGUGGCCAAGAACCUUCUCCAAGGUCAGAAGAUUGUGGUUGUGCGAUGUGAAGACAUCAACAUCUCUGGCAGCUUCUACCGAAACAAGCUGAAGUACCUGCAGUUCCUCCGCAAGAGGACCAACACCAAGCCUAGCCGAGGCCCCUACCAUCUCCGGUCACCCAGCCAUUUCUGGAGGGUCAUCCGAGGUAUGUUGCCCCACAAGCGUGCCCGAGGAAAAGAGGCUCUGGACAGACUGAAGGUGUUUGAAGGGAUUCCUCCUCCCUAUGACAAGAAGAAGCGUUUUGUGGCUCCCCCUGCCCUGCGUUCCGUGCGCCUCAAGCAGAACAGAGAUUUCUGCAAUCUGGGGCGCUUGGCUCAUGAGGUAGGCUGGAAGUACAAGGAUAUCAUCCAGACCUUGGAGGAGAAACGCAAGGCCAGGUCCUGGGAACGCUGGAAGGUCAAGAGAAGGGCUCUGCAACUGCGACGCAAAGCAGCCAAGAAUGUCAGGGCCAAGGUAGCGCCCUACCAGAAGAUCAUCCGUCAGUACGGCUACAGAUAAACAAACGGGGUGGUCAACUGUACCCAAACAAAUCAAGCACUGAAGUGCCUGAUGUCUAAAUAUCACUCCCGAGAGAAAAGUUUUUGUGCUUGAAAGUUGCACACGGCAGUCAUCAAGAUUCAUUUGUUUUUGUGGGUUUACGACAAGCUGAUAGUACAAAUAAAAGACAUUGCAAGGAAAAUGUGA
Messenger RNA from Acanthaster planci (crown-of-thorns starfish), 869 nucleotides. RefSeq names its product ribosomal protein L13a (gene rpl13a). The record is from RefSeq and is a predicted model, not a curated record. Gene Ontology annotation, cellular component: cytosolic large ribosomal subunit; ribosome. Gene Ontology annotation, molecular function: structural constituent of ribosome; mRNA binding. Gene Ontology annotation, biological process: negative regulation of translation; translation. NCBI's taxonomy places the organism in Eukaryota, Metazoa, Echinodermata, Asteroidea, Valvatida, Acanthasteridae.